AUGACGGAUACGAGUUCCAAGAUAUUUAUAGAGCCUCUGGAUCUUGACAUUGACCCGGGACCGAUUGGACAAUCUGCUGAUCUGAACGAUCUAUCUGAAACCUCGUCGAGCAGCAGUGGGGACCAUUCGAACGGCUCUGAGCCAUCAACACCCGCGACUGAACAAGAAAGUAUAGCUUCGAGUCUACCACCGGAUAUGGAGGAGGAAAGAUUAUUCCGACCUUACGCCAUUGAAGAGCCUGAAGAUCCCGAAGAUCCUCCGCCCGUGGGUCCCCUGCUACUGCCAUGUCUGCCAGACAACUUUGAGCGAUGGCAGCGUGAUUUGGUCGAUGAUAUGGAUGAUAUGGGUAAUGUCUGCACCCGAAGUGGCUUAGACAUACUUUACGUCGGACACGCCAGAGGCCAGAAGCGAAAACCAGGCAGUGCAAGCAAUGUGAUUCAUCCCUGUUCUUCUUUCCCCCAUGUUAAGCAAUCGAGAUCUGGCGAUCAGCUGCUUUCUGCAUCUCAAUUUGGUCUGAGCCCCAAGAGACGACGCCGUCGCAGCAGACUCCAAGGGGAUACAAUUCAGCCUUCACUCUAUGAUUUCCGUGAGACGCUAGAGGAGAGUUCGGGGUCCGAGAUGCGAUCAAGCGACGAGAGCGCCGAAUCAUCUCCCGAAAGUGCUUUGACGGACGACAUGGACAUCGAUUGA
Messenger RNA from Penicillium chermesinum, 690 nucleotides. RefSeq lists its product as uncharacterized. The transcript has a single exon. The record is from RefSeq and is a predicted model, not a curated record. The coding region runs from base 1 to 690 and encodes 229 amino acids. NCBI's taxonomy places the organism in Eukaryota, Fungi, Ascomycota, Eurotiomycetes, Eurotiales, Aspergillaceae.